This is a messenger RNA of Heterobilharzia americana, 1917 nucleotides long. Lineage: Eukaryota; Metazoa; Platyhelminthes; Trematoda; Strigeidida; Schistosomatidae. The record is from the annotation of a GenBank genome assembly.
AUGGAAGCCACUAGGCAGAGUAUACAAUUUAGUGCUAUUGGAUUGCAUAAUGAGAUGAAAGACUUUAUAGACUACAUUUCUCCGAAUCCUGAGGAACAGUUUGUUCGUGAAGUAGUAGUUGCUAAGGUGAAAGAUGUUGUUUAUGGUCUUUGGCCGAAUUGUCAAGUUGACGUGUUUGGGAGUUUUAAAACGGGACUAUACCUUCCUACAAGUGAUAUUGACAUGGUUAUAUUUGGCCAGUGGGAUGCCUUGCCCUUACAUACCUUGGAGCAGGCAUUAUCUAGGAGUGGGAUUUCUUCUGAAAUCAAAGUUUUGGACAAGGCUACGGUCCCUAUUGUAAAGAUGACGGAUAAAGAAACGGAACUCCGUGUGGACAUAAGUUUCAACAUGACCAAUAGUGUCCGGGCAGCAGAACUAAUCAAGACAUUUAUCAAAAAUUAUCCUUGCCUUCCUUACUUGGUGUUCGUGCUAAAACAAUUUUUGCUCCAGCGUAGCUUGAACGAAGUAUGGACAGGUGGACUGAGCUCAUACGCACUCAUCUUGAUGUGUGUUAGUUUCCUACAACAGUCAUCACGCCCCGAAGUUUCCAUUGAUGAUAUCAACAUAGGUAUCCUUCUUGUCGAGUUUUUCGAACUUUAUGGGAGACAUUUCAACUACUUAAAUGCCGCUAUUCGCGUUACAAACGGAGGUUGUUAUGUUCGCAAGGAAGUUGUGCAGCAAAAUAUGGAGAGAGGUUUGCGUCCAUCACUUCUUUGCAUAGAAGAUCCACUAUGUCCCGGUAACGAUGUUGGUCGUCGAUCAUACUGUGCUCUACAAGUCAAGCAAGCUUUCGAGUAUGCGUAUGUUGUUCUCAGUAGUGCUGUACUUCCUCAUUAUCAUUUCCUACAUUGUAAUACAGAUGUUUCAGUACUUGGACGAAUCAUUCGUGUUUCUAAAAAGUCAAUUGAAUUCCGUCAGAGAAUCCAAGAAUAUGGUCACCGACUGCAGGUUUCACUGCCAAUUAGCAUGAAAAUGCUGUCAGCGAGUACAAGCAACAGAUCACAAGCGUCCGUUUUUCCUUCGGCUUCCUGGUUCUCACAGGCCAAUCCGAAUACAGUCAGAGAAACUAACUGUACGUCAUCUCAACAAAAUAACGGUUCUACUUUACAGUCAUUACCAGUUGCUCCUUCUAAUGGACGGCAUGACAUACCAAUUUUUAUAUUGUCCUCCAAUCCCAAUGCCAGUUUACCGCACGUAUCGGUUGCAUCACUUGCACAAAAUAACCGUCUCACUGAUGAAAAUGUUUCUCGGUCCCAAAUGAAUAUCUCCAUGGUGAAAGCUGGCAGUGUUGCUAGUUUGAACAGCUGUAAUGAACAGGUCGAAGUGAUCAAUUGUAACUCUUCUGCUGAUGGGACGGAUUGUAAAACUGAUACUAACGAUGAAGUUGACGUUGAAGAACCCGGAGAAUACAGUGUACUGGCAGAUGCACUUGCUUCCUUAACCACCUAUAAUAAAGUGGAAAAGCACCAGAUUUCAAUCUCAACUGAUGAUUCGUUGAAAUCUGCAGUGACAUCAACCCGUAAGCCUCGCCAGGGUCGGAAACGACGCUGUUUACGUGCUUUAACAUCCUUGGGACCCGACUCAGGUAACUGUACAAAACGACCAUCAACAGCAACUGUCCGUGACGAUCGUACCAUACUCUUUGGUUCUCACGGAAAUGUUUUCCCGGUUGAAAAAUGCAAUUCCCAAGACCAUAUCUGUGGGGAGAAAAACAGUGUUCACAAAGCCGCCGAAAAACCACAUCAAGGGGCGUUGCAUAGCUUUCCAACCUCAGCUGUGUCUCAGGUUACGCACUCAGAUAGCCCAAGUGGUAAUGGUUUUCCCCGCUCAUCUCAAGCACAUAAACGUCAUGCAGUGACUUCUAAACGCUCAAAAUAG